AUGGCUACGGCUGAAUCAAAAAUACUAGAAGAAAUCGAUGACAACUUUCUUGUUUGUACGGUGUGUUCUGAGAGAUACCGUAAUGCUAAGAUUCUACCGUGUCUGCACAGUUUCUGUGAGCAGUGUAUCCACAAACUGGUACAGAAAUCGGGAGGUAAGAAUAUACCCUGCCCAGUGUGUAGACGAGUUCAUGACCUCCCAGAAGGAGCCAGCAGUGUGCAGUCGAACGUAUUUCUAAACGAGUUGGUCGUCUUACUUGGAAAACGAGACAAAAAGACAAACGAAGUACACAAAUGUGAAGGGUGUCAGCGAGAUCCGAUGACCACCCAUUGUAUUGAUUGUGCAAUAGGACUAUGUGACAUUUGUAUAUCGACCCAUAAACGACUUCCGUCUACGAAGUCCCACAACCUGAUGUCACGACAAACGUUUGAGGCUGCAAAGUCCGUUGACAUUGCUACGGUCCAACCACAUGUUUACUGCGGUAGUCACCCUGGUAACCAGCUGAAAUUCUAUUGUGAUACCUGCGAUGUUCCAAUUUGCCUGGAGUGUACCGCACUAAAUCAUAAAAUAACCGAACAUGAUUACCGAUAUUUGAAAGACACCGCCUCCCAGUAUGCCGCGGAUUUGACCAAGGUGACAGACAUGCUAGCAGAGAAAGAAAAAGAAGCGAGGGACAGCAAAGAAAACGUUCAGCGGAUGACAGAACUGCUAGAAAAUCGAUUUAGUGAACAAGAACAUAAACUAAAUGUUCACAUUGAGAGGGUGGUGGCAGAAAUCACGGCUAAAAUUCGUAAAAACGGUGAAGAAUUGUUGCAUGAAAUGAACAAGAUUUUCAGUGAGAGAAAACAAAAUUUGCAUACGCAAAUGAAAGAACUUGAAAUUGCAGAAAAUGAUAUGAAACAUGCACAUGACUUUGCCACACACCUAAUGAAUUAUGGGAAUGCUGCACAGCUGAUGUCUGCUAAGAAGGGAAUGACGUCACAGAUAGAUGAACUGCUGAAACUAAAAACCAAACAGCAUCCGGCUGAACACGACUACAUGGAGUUUCAAAGCUAUGAUGACUUCUGUGAGACCAAAACUCUGGGUGAGAUACUUCACAACAAAUACAUUUUGGAGAUGAAAGAUGUAUCCACAUAUCAUAGGAUUGGUGAUGAUGUAUCCAUAACCAUGGCAACAACUGGUGGCAAUGUGGUGGACUGUGUAACAUUAAAACAGAAAAUCCAAUCUGAAAUGUUGACUCCACCCAACACGACAGAAGAAGUGGAAGUGACUGACAAUAAAGACGGGACUUGUAGUCUGACAUAUCGGGCUAAGGUAAAAGGGGUGCAUGAAUUGACAGUUUUAGUGAAUAACAAAUCAGUGCAGGGUUCACCUGUUAAGAUUAAUGUAAUUCCUAAGAAGGGGUUGAUGGGUAAAUAUGGUAGGAAAGGAUCAGGAGUGAGUCGGUUUUACUAUCCUGAGAGUGUCCUGAUAACCAGUGAGGGGAAUGUAUUAGUUUGUGACAGGGGAAAUAAUAGACUUCAAUUACUGACUUUUGAUGGAAAACAUAAACGAAUGAUUCAAUUCACUGGUUUUAAUAAAUCAUUCUGUCCAUGCUUUGCUGCAGAGUCACAGGAUGGUGAUUAUUUCAUAACAGAUGUUACUACUGAUACAGAUGGAUAUGUGUAUGUGAGUGAUACCGGUAAUAAUAGGAUUCAGAAGUAUGACUGCCAUGGUCAAUUUGUAUGUCGUAUUAAUAGUCCUGGUGAUGGGUUGAGUGGUCCCCGUGGUAUCUGUGUCACAAAUGAUAAACCAUUUGGUAAGGUUGUAGUGGCUGAUUAUAACAAUCACUAUAUUAAAAUAUUUGCACAAUAG
Molecule: messenger RNA, 1854 nt
Organism: Saccoglossus kowalevskii
Lineage: Eukaryota; Metazoa; Hemichordata; Enteropneusta; Harrimaniidae
Product: tripartite motif-containing protein 2-like
Biological process (GO): protein polyubiquitination; proteasome-mediated ubiquitin-dependent protein catabolic process
Molecular function (GO): protein binding; zinc ion binding; ubiquitin protein ligase activity
Source: RefSeq, a predicted model, not a curated record